AUGGAUACCGAGUUCGAACUCUUUGAUGACGACAAGUCCGAUGUCAAUGCGCCUCCAUCGUACCAUGCAGUUUCCAUGUCCUCAAUAUCAGCAGAUUCCGUCCAAUGCAAACCAUCAUUUGUAUUUUCCAGGGCACAGACCAAGCAGAUACGGACCACCGUUCUAUCUCUCAUCCGUGGUAUGGUCAUCACACCGGAUUUCAUUCUUUCCUCUGUCGGCCCAACUCUCGACGCCUGCGCUACUUCUCUCCCAGCUGCAGAGUUCUCAGACAUCCUUCAAGAAUCCAAUAUCGAGGGUCACACACCCUUGUAUUGGGCCAUUGUGAAUAAACGGCCAGAAGUUCUUUCGGCUUUGUAUAAAUUCAUCACCCCAUACAAGCAUGAUUCCUUUCAAGACGUGCGUCUAGCAUGUAUGGUAACUAACGACCAUACAUUAUUCACGAGGUUGUCAUUGACAUCCGCUCGGCUUCAUAAGAUGGAAAGGACUUUGAAUCUAUCUUUAGGUUGUCCGGAUGAGAUUCAGGUGUAUGAAGGAGAUACAGAGAACCAAUUCACUGCCAAAAUGCAGAUCACGAUGUUCCAGACACGCAUACGCGUUGUGCAGAAAUUGCGCAUGGAAUUUAUUGCGCAAGGACGCAUAUGGGGCUUGCUCUUCCGUGUAGGAGAUGAUACGAGAUGGGAAGCCAGCAUUUAUCUUGCUAAGCAUAGCUUGCCAGCGCGUCUAAAAGCUCUUCUUACGGUGGAGGCCCAGAACAAGCAGCAUCAAGUUCUGAAAAAGGAGUUCCAAUUGGAUGAAGGCUAUUUCCUUGCACCCUCGGAGUAA
This is a messenger RNA of Suillus plorans, 822 nucleotides long. RefSeq lists its product as uncharacterized. NCBI's taxonomy places the organism in Eukaryota, Fungi, Basidiomycota, Agaricomycetes, Boletales, Suillaceae. The transcript has 3 exons. The coding region runs from base 1 to 822 and encodes 273 amino acids. The record is from RefSeq and is a predicted model, not a curated record.